Messenger RNA from Alexandromys fortis (reed vole), 1019 nucleotides. It is a transcript of the gene Ppy, whose product is annotated as pancreatic polypeptide. The transcript has 7 exons. The record is from RefSeq and is a predicted model, not a curated record. Bases 603 to 902 code for a protein of 99 amino acids. NCBI's taxonomy places the organism in Eukaryota, Metazoa, Chordata, Mammalia, Rodentia, Cricetidae. Gene Ontology annotation, molecular function: neuropeptide hormone activity; neuropeptide Y receptor binding. Gene Ontology annotation, cellular component: extracellular region. Gene Ontology annotation, biological process: feeding behavior; neuropeptide signaling pathway.
GGGGAAAGGACACCAAACAUGAAGAAGACAGUGGUGUUCACCAGGGGAUGCUCUCAGGAGGAAUUGAAGGCUGACUGUGAGAAUUGGGGCUGUCCACUGGGAGGGAAGGCCUGACUUCCAUUUUUCGUGCUGGGGAUGGAGCUUGGAGCUGCAGCCUCAAUCUGUGCCCUGAGAAAAUGCUCUUGGAAUCAAACCUGUUCUUGUGCCCAAAGCUUGAUACAGACCCCACAGGAGAUCUGCGCCUUGGUCCUGUUUCAUUCACCCUGUGCUGCUCUGACACCAAGAAUACUGCCCCGGCACCUUCCUCUUUCUGGCCGCAAUGCCCGUGUUGCAGGUACCAGGGAGACAGCGCAAUUGGGUUGAAGGCUGGCAGUGAGAAAGACUGACAGGAGGCGGGGACUCUGGGGGUGCCGAGGACUAUAAAGGGGAACAGCCAUGUGCAGGGAGACCAGUGCAGAAGGAGCCUUGGUCAUUCCUGCAUCCUCAGAAGCAUCAAUGUCAUAAGUCCUGUGUAUCCAGUUCUCAUACCCACUUUCUCUGCUAUGCCUUCUAUGUUUCCUCGGCCCAGGGCUAACCUUUGGCUGCUGACCUGAUCAUUGAGGAUGGCCACCGCAUACUGCUGCCUCUCCCUGUUUCUCCUAUCCACUUGGGUGGUUCUGCUGCUGCAGCCCCUGCAGGGUGCCUGGGGAGCCCCAUUGGAGCCAGUGUACCCAGGGGACUAUGCUACACCAGAGCAGAUGGCCCAAUAUGCAACUCAGCUCCGCAGAUACAUCAAUACGCAAACCAGGCCUAGGUAUGGGAAGAGGGAAGAGGUGAACACAGCUGGACUUCCUGGGAUGCAGCUUCCCCUGUGCUCCAGCCCCCUGGUUGGUUUGACUCCCUGUUCAGCUCCCUGGAGCUAAAGGCAGGGAGCUGAGCCCAACAGACCUGUAGGGCCCCCGCUUGUUUCCUGUCUGUGAGUGUAGGACAGUACCGGUUCAGCUCGUCCCUCUGCACUCCCACAACAACUUGCUACCUUU